Molecule: messenger RNA, 1793 nt
Organism: Eleginops maclovinus (Patagonian blennie)
Lineage: Eukaryota; Metazoa; Chordata; Actinopteri; Perciformes; Eleginopidae
Product: sushi, von Willebrand factor type A, EGF and pentraxin domain-containing protein 1
Exons: 4
Coding region: 681-1358 (225 amino acids)
Source: RefSeq, a predicted model, not a curated record
CCAUGCUAUGAUUAAAUUAAAAUACUGUAAUAUGCAGAAGUGGGAAGUAACAAGUAAUUUUCCAAUUUGCAUAAUGAGUACUUUCAUGUAUGUUUUGAUGCUCAGACUUUUCUACUUUUACUUGAGUAACAUUUUGAAUGCUGGACUUUUACUGUAACAGAGUAUUCCUACACUCUGCUACUCCUACUUUUACUUGAGUACAACAUCUGAGUACUUCUCCCACCCCUGGUAAUAGGUUUAUGUGUAAUACUUUCCCCUAAUAAAUACAUUUAAGAUAUAAUCCUAAAAAAGUACAUUCAAUAUAUAUUUAUGAUUCUACUACUCAAAGUAACUGAUGCUUUUCCGAACCCUACGUCUCUUCUUUUUUGUUUUGAUGUUCUGUUGAUUAAGUGACCUAAAUUGCGUGUGUGUGUGUGUGUGUGUGUGCGUGUGUGUGUCGCAGCAUGACAUGCAGUACGUGUUGGCAUUAGCAGUGUGUAGAAGAUUAGGCAGCACUCAGAGCUUAGUUCACUUGUUACUUACCGCCCUCUGCUCCUUCCCUCUGCAGUCUGUGAACGCAGCUCUACUGGGACAGCUUUUAAUGGCUGCUGACUUCACAGGAAUAAUGUUGGCCAGCAAUAUGACUUAGAAUCCCAUCCAUCCACAGUGUUUCUACAGGAACCAAUAGCAUCUCGACCACCAUGAGGUUGUUUCCGCUGUUGCUGCUGCUGCUGCUGCUGUUCGGGGUCUUCCAAAGAACCGCUUCUCAGUUUCCUGGGUGGAUUGGUGAGAUGGAAGGUAGUGGUGAGACAGUAUGGAUUUCCCAACCAGAUUUUAUAGACAACAUCUAUUGGGCCGGGUCAGCGCCCCUUUGUUUAGGAGGCUGUAAGGCUCAACACACGGAGCUGAGGAAGGACCGAUGUGGAGACUCGAGCUGCUGCUGGCUCGGCUACAAGUCCCUGUGCAGAGUGAACUGUGGCAGGCCCGAUGUGGACUAUAACGGACAGGUGUAUGGUAACGACUGGUGGGUGGGCUCUGUGGUGAGGUACACCUGUCGCUCCGGCUUCAUGCUGGUGGGAAACCCGACCAGAGCCUGCCAGUCUAACGGCCUCUGGACCCCGAGACCUACCUGCCUCAGAAUGUGUCAGCAGGGACGCGUUGAGGUCAGUGAGAGGGAACUGAACGGGACGUGUAACUCCACCUGUGAGAACAAGAGCUACUUCGGCCCGCCAAAACUGGGCUGCAGUCGCUUAGACAACUGCAAGGGCAAAGAGACCGGCUGGAAGCGGUUCUUUGCACAGUGUGUCCCUUGCAUAUGUGACUGUGCUUUGUCAUGUGGUGAGUUGCUUCCCCGCCACACUGUCAACCAUCAAGGAUGAACUAUUGUAAAAUUUGACCGUGUUGCAAUGUUGUCUCACUGCCAAUACACUUCCAUGUGGUUAAUUAUUGCUUAGAAUAUGUUCACAAAGACAGCUUGUACGCUGCAGAGCCACGCUAUGUUUUCGCUGCUGCAUCUAAGUGUGUGGACACAUCAGAUGAUGGAAAUCUGCAUCUUUUGAGACAUGACUUUUUUAUCUCUCUGGCACACGGAAGCUAAAGAUUUCAUCCUGGUUUAUAUUUAAGGAUUUUACACCGUGAGGUUCAAAUCCCUCCGUGUCAGGAAUUAUUAGCAAAGUCGAACUGCUAAAUUCAGUCGAUCUGUGUCUUGUAACGUCAUGAAAAGAAAGCCUCUGAGACGCUGUGUCAGACUUGGGUCAAAUAUUUAUUUGAAAUACAAUAAAAUAUUAUCUUAAAUAAAAAGUUUAACCAAGAGA